GAAGUGCAGAAGAUCCAUUCCGGUCUCGUUUUCGUCAACCACUUCGCGCGAAGAAACGUACUGGAACGUGGGAGGAAACCGCCAUCGUUUCCCUCUUCCUUUCUCUCCUUUGAAUGUGCCUAUCUCCCUUUUACUCUUCUAAUCUCUCUCUGAUCUCUUUUCCUGAAUUCGGACAGAAGAGAAGAGCAGAAGGAGGAAUUUCGAGAAAAUGUGUGGGAUUUUUGCGUACUUGAACUACAACGUGGCCCGGGAGAGAAGGUACAUUCUCGAAGUUCUGUUCAAUGGCUUGAGGCGAUUGGAGUACAGAGGCUACGAUUCUGCUGGGAUUUCUGUCGAUUCUUCUUAUUUUUAUGUGGGUUGUGAGGAUCAUUGCGGGAAUUCAUGCAAACCUCUUCCACCGCUUGUGUUUCGCCAGGAAGGAAACAUCGACUCGCUCGUUAGAUCGGUUUACGAAGAGGUUGCUACAACGGAUUUGAAUUUGGAGGAAUCAUUUCCUAUUCAUGCUGGAAUUGCACACACCAGAUGGGCAACACACGGAGAACCAGCUCCUAGGAAUAGCCAUCCACAGUCUUCUGGCUCUGAAAAUGACUUCUUGGUUGUUCAUAACGGUGUUAUUACUAAUUAUGAGGUUUUGAAGGAGACGCUAGUUCGACAUGGAUUUACCUUUGAGUCUGAAACAGAUACAGAAGUAAUUCCAAAGCUUGCAAAAUUUGUAUUUGACAAGGCAAAUGAGGGAGAAGGUGACCAGACUGUGACAUUUAGCCAAGUUGUCAUUGAAGUCAUGAGGCAUCUUGAAGGAGCAUAUGCGCUCAUAUUCAAAAGUCGGCAUUAUCCAAAUGAGUUGAUUGCUUGCAAACGUGGUAGUCCACUACUCUUAGGUGUUAAAGAAUUAAAUGAAGAUAAAGGCACUGGUGCAUCAUUUCAUGAUGUCAAAUUCCUCACAAAUAGUGGCCAGCCCAAGGAACUCUUCUUUUCUAGUGAUGCCCAAGCCCUUGUGGAGCACACAAAGAAAGUUCUGGUUAUCGAAGAUGGUGAAGUGGUACAUCUUAAGGAUGGAGAUGUAACUAUCCUUAAGUUUGAUAAUGACAAGGGUAAAAGUAAAGGUGGUCAUACUAGACCUGCAUCAGUUCAACGCGCAUUGUCUGUUCUUGAGAUGGAAGUAGAACAAAUAAAUAAAGGAAAGUAUGAGCAUUACAUGCAAAAGGAAAUUCAUGAACAACCAGAGUCUUUAACAACAACAAUGAGGGGGCGCCUUAUACGUGGAGGAUCUUGCAAAGCUAAGAGUGUUCUUUUGGGUGGAAUUAAGGAUCACCUUAAAACAAUUAGACGAAGCAGGAGGAUUGUUUUUAUAGGUUGUGGUACAAGCUAUAAUGCUGCCUUAGCUUCAAGACCCAUUCUGGAAGAGCUUUGUGGUAUCCCUGUUACAAUGGAAAUAGCAAGUGACUUGUUGGACAGGCUGGGUCCAAUAUAUAGAGAAGAUACAGUUGUAUUUGUUAGUCAAUCUGGCGAAACAGCAGAUACUUUGCUUGCAUUAGAGUAUGCACUGGAAAAUGGAGCAUUAUGUGUGGGCAUAACAAAUACUGUUGGCAGCGCAAUAGCCAGGAAUACACACUGUGGUGUUCACAUCAAUGCCGGCUGUGAGAUAGGUGUGGCUAGUACCAAGGCAUACACAAGUCAGAUUGUAGUAAUGGUUAUGUUGGCUCUAGCAAUUGGAGAUGAUACAAUUUCCAAUCAAACAAGAAGAGAAUCUAUAAUAGAUGGUCUAUUUGAACUUCCAAGUAAAGUCCGAGAAGUUUUAAAACUUGACCAGGAAAUGAAGGAUCUAGCAAAAGAAUUAAUGUCUGAGCAGUCGCUUCUUGUGUUUGGAAGAGGUUACAACUAUGCAACAGCUCUGGAGGGUGCUUUGAAGGUGAAAGAAGUUGCGCUGAUGCACAGUGAAGGAAUACUCGCUGGUGAAAUGAAGCAUGGUCCUCUAGCACUUGUGGAUGAAAAUCUUCCCAUUGUUGUUAUUGCUACCCAUGAUGCUUGCUUCAGCAAGCAGCAGUCUGUUAUCCAGCAGCUUCACGCACGCAAAGGUCGUCUGAUAGUUAUGUGUUCAAAGGGGGAGGCAUCAUUAGUUUGUCCUGGUGGAUCAUGCCGUGUGAUUGAAGUUCCUCAGGUUGUGGAUUGCAUUCAGCCUGUAGUAAACAUUGUCCCAUUGCAGUUGUUGGCAUAUCAUCUUACUGUUCUAAGGGGAUACAACGUCGACCAGCCACGGAAUUUAGCGAAGAGUGUAACAACACAAUGAAGGCAAAAGACCCUUAUUCUUUAUAUUCUUUUUUCACCACUUGCGCAUUUGGAAGUAUGGGUUUUCAGCUAACUUAACCUACUCUACCUCUCUUUUGUCCUAUUAUUUCCUUGUGCUGUUUGGUUUCUACUUUAUGCAUAAUAUUUAUAAAGCAGUUUUAUUACUUUUCCUUUUUAUACGGGGUUUCAUCACUCUUAUUUCUUGUAAUUCAUGGCUAUCACUUGAGUAGGCAUUGUAAUUAAACUUCAGCUAUGUGGUUCUUGUGAAUAGUAAUGGCUUAGAGCUUAGUAUCAAAUUUUUUGCUGCU
Messenger RNA from Nelumbo nucifera (sacred lotus), 2594 nucleotides. It is a transcript of the gene GFAT, whose product is annotated as putative glucosamine-fructose-6-phosphate aminotransferase. Gene Ontology annotation, molecular function: carbohydrate derivative binding; L-glutamine:D-fructose-6-phosphate transaminase (isomerizing) activity. Gene Ontology annotation, biological process: UDP-N-acetylglucosamine metabolic process; fructose 6-phosphate metabolic process; protein N-linked glycosylation. The record is from RefSeq and is a predicted model, not a curated record. Lineage: Eukaryota; Viridiplantae; Streptophyta; Magnoliopsida; Proteales; Nelumbonaceae.